Lactuca virosa is the source of this 771-nucleotide messenger RNA. The record is from the annotation of a GenBank genome assembly. Lineage: Eukaryota; Viridiplantae; Streptophyta; Magnoliopsida; Asterales; Asteraceae.
AUGGUGCCAAAGAAGCGAAGACGGAGAGAUCCAAGGCCGGGAGUGCUUAUUACUGAGCCAGUACAACAAUCAGUUUCUAUAGUUGAACCAACCCAGGUUCUAGAAGAUGUUCAAAGCCCAAUCGUUGAACCAAUCCCAGGAAGUUCUUCUGCUCCACCACCUCCAGAGCACGAUGCUACAUCCAUUAAGCUGGCCAAGAUUCUUAUUUUUCAAGACUCUAUUCAUCAGUCGAGAGGAAAUGGUAUAUGUAUUUGUUCUGGACAAGGAGGUGAUGAGGACUUACAACACACUAUCUCUGAGCUUAGACAAGAGAUAUUGAUUUUGAAGCAGGAAUCCAUUGAAAAUGAUCUGCUAAUCGGGAAGUUAGAUAGCCCUUACCCUCCUGUUGCAUUGGAAAACCCUAAACCUAGUUCUUUCUCACAGCCGCCAUGUGAAACCUCCAGCCGCCCCUCCCACCUACUCGACCUCCGGCACCGCACUACCACCGGAUACCGCCACAUUGUGGUCGCUGAGGAUGUUGAGCCGUCAUCCGUGACCUCACCUGUCGUCAAUAUAGAGUCGCACAGCCACCAGGCGAACACCGAGCAUCCAUCAGCCUCCUUCUCUUUCUCAUUCUUAGGCUGUCGCUGCUUCUUCGUGGUUCCGAUCAGGCGACUCCGACGAGCCUUCCGUUUCUUAGCCUUACGUCAUCAGUCACUGUUUGCAUCAUCAGCCCGGUUCCACCGCCGCCUCGUCGACAAACACUGCCGAACCGCCACCCAUCACCAUUGA